AUGUGUAUAUAUGGGAGUGACAUAAUAUAAUAGUAACUAUUAUAUUUUUUUCUUUUCAGUGAUAACUAUCUGGUAAGGGUCCAUGCCCAGGUAAUGACAAGAGAUGAUAGUUCUGGUGGUUGGGUUCCUUUAAGCGGAGGUGGAUUGGCAAACGUCUCGGUCAGACGCAGAGCUAUUCCCUCAGGAAUACAUCAAAUAAAUAGUGGAACUACUGUUUCUACUACGACCAAUACGCAUUCCGUCUCCAAUGCAGCAGUUGGUCUUCAAAGUCAUGGAUCUUCUAUCUCACCAUCUGGAGCAAAAAGAAAAUAUGAAUAUCUCAUUCAUGGAACACGCAUUACUGAUCAGUCGGUUGUUCUUAGUUGUACAAUUAAAAAGGACUUUGAAUAUAACAAGGUAAUGCCAACUUUUCAUCACUGGCGAACAGGGGAAAAGAAGUUUGGUUUAACAUUUCAAACAGCUGCUGAUGCAAGAGCUUUUGACAAAGGUGUCCGAACAGCAGUUGAAGAAUUAUUAGAAGAUUGCGCAAAUGGUCUGUCUGAUUUAACGUUGGCAACCAAUAUUCCAGACAGUAGAGAUGAAGAUAUUUUUAUGACUUUGGAUUUGCCAGUAGAACCAUCUGAACCACGUUCGUCUUUGGAUACAUCUCAUGGAAUUCGAGUGUCCAAUUAUUCUCAAUACUCGGAAUUUCCUGAUUCGCACCGAUCUAUUCAUUACAUUGGUGGUUCUUCAACCAUUAAAAUUCCAUCAUCACAACAUCCUCUGGCUUCUGCUACAGAUAUUGGAUCAGAUAAUUAUCCUUAUGUGCAGCUUACAACACUUAAUCAUGAAUAUCUGUAUCCUAUCAUUGACGAUCACAAGAGUGAAAGAUUAGAUGGACACAAUACUUCUAAUAGUGGAAGCUCUCUGAAGAAGCCAGACACAAUAAUAUCACAACCUUCGAAAAAUACUAUGAAACGUAAUGUGCGUUUACGUUGUAAGCAUUGUCAAGAACUAUAUUCGGAGCAACAUAAUCCAAAAGGUUCCUGCGAAUAUGCUCCUGAUCCAAUUAGGCGUGGAAUUGCAACAGUUUCUUGUUUGUCAUGUGCCCAAUGUAUGUUAUAUCACUGCAUGAGUGAUGCUGAAGGUGAUUUUGCAGAAAAUCCUUGUAGUUGUAGUACAGAAGAAGGAUGCGGACGCAGAUGGCUUGGUUUGGCCUUGUUGUCACUGAUCGUUCCUUGCUUGUGGACAUAUCCUCCACUUAAAGCUGUACAUUGGUGUGGAAUGUCUUGUGGAAUGUGCGGCGGACGUCACCACCCUAUGGAAUAAUAAUCCUAUGUCUGAUCCAUAUUCGAUUAUUUUAUUUAGAAAACAUUUUUUGUUUUAGAAUUGUACAGGGAAUAGACAAAAUAAUGUGAACAUUUGGCAAAUAUACUACUUAUUUUAUUAAUAAAAGAGUUUGACUAUUUGUUUUAAGAUACACAGAUUCUAUCCUUGUUGGAAUAGACUCAUACAAUGCUUGAAUAGUCACUAGUACAAUGUUAUAUCAUUCUAAGUAGCAAAACAUCUUUAAAUUGUUUAAGAAAUAUUAGAAAAGGAAAUCUGAUAUUUUGUAGCUCAAAACUGCUUUCAAUAACUCUAUUUAAAUCAAACGAUUGCACUGGCUAGGGAAGAUAUUGAAAUUUUGAAGAACAGAAGGCAAUUUUGAAAUACAGAAUGAGAAACAAAUUUUUUCCUCCAAUAUUAUUUAUAAAAACCAAAGAUAGAUGUUCUGCUAAAAGAAAGCACAUUUCCAUUAGUGAUUAUUCAAGCAGCAUGACAAUGUAUUCCAACAAAGAAUGGCAAGACAAUUGAACCUAUUAAAGGCAAAUGACGGUUAACUUCUUAUUAAUAAAACAAAUACUAUAUUUACCACAUGUUCAUUUUGUCUAUCCCUGUAUUCCUGUAAAAACAUCUUCAUAUAAAAUUGAUUAAAGGAAGAAAAAUUACUAUCAAACAGUAAUACAUUCAGCAA
This is a messenger RNA of Wasmannia auropunctata (little fire ant), 1993 nucleotides long. It is a transcript of the gene Spred, whose product is annotated as sprouty-related, EVH1 domain-containing protein 3. Lineage: Eukaryota; Metazoa; Arthropoda; Insecta; Hymenoptera; Formicidae. Gene Ontology annotation, molecular function: protein kinase binding. The transcript has 6 exons. The record is from RefSeq and is a predicted model, not a curated record. Bases 94 to 1308 code for a protein of 404 amino acids. Gene Ontology annotation, biological process: multicellular organism development; negative regulation of MAPK cascade. Gene Ontology annotation, cellular component: membrane.